CUUCCCAUCCCUAAAAACGUGAUAAACACGCUUGAUUGUUUUUAAAGUUGAAUUCGCUUGAUCUUCCAAAUACAAUGGCCCUUUUAACACAGAAGCGUGCGAGAAAGACUCCAGCUCCGGCAACCGAUAGUUCCGCAGAUGAAUCCGAUUCCGAGGGAAGCCAAAAUGCGGGCAGCGAUGUCGAGGCCGGUGGCGGCUGGGCAGAUUCCAUCCUGAACGUACUGAAAACCACCAAACCAGAGGCCAAAGACGAAACUGUUUUAACCCGCGCCAAGAAAGGUCAGGCGGCGGUCGGUGUCCAGAAAUCCAGAGGAUCUACGAAGCAGUUCGACUUCGAGAUCGACAAGACAACGGCGAAAAAAGGACAGGAAGAAGACAACGACGACGACGAUGAUGAUGUGAAACCUGAGGCAUCCGCUCUGGAUGCUCAGCUGACAAAGCAACAGCGCAAAAAUGUGCCAUUGCAGUUGCGAGUAAAGCCUAGCUACCAGGAUAUGGCACGUGAACGAACUCUGCGAAAGGUUGCCACCCGAGGAACCGUUCAGUUCUUCAAUGCGGUUCGCAUUCAGCAGAAGAAUCUACAGCACGAGUUGGAGGAGGCUGGUCCCCUGGACAGCCGGCAGGACGCAGUGCUCAACAAUAUCAAUAAGCGCAAGUUCCUGGACGUUCUGAUGAGCGGCAAGCGAUCCAAAUCCACAGCCAUAGAUAAUUCAGUGAAGAAGGAAGAGCAGGAAACUGACGACGACGAGGAGGAGGAAGACGGUUCCUCUGCUCCCAUUAAAAAGAAGUCCGAGUGGAGUGUGCUGCGCGAGGACUUCAUGACUAACAAGAAAAUCAAACACUGGGACGAGGAUGAUGAUGAUGGCAGCGAUCAGGACGGCAAUGACGAUGGAGCCGAUGAUAGCGAUGAUGAUGGGGAGGACUAGUUUUAAUUACUAAUAAAAAAAUGUUAGCUUUUCA
This is a messenger RNA of Drosophila kikkawai, 960 nucleotides long. Its product is annotated as RRP15-like protein. Gene Ontology annotation, cellular component: preribosome, large subunit precursor. The record is from RefSeq and is a predicted model, not a curated record. Gene Ontology annotation, biological process: maturation of LSU-rRNA; maturation of 5.8S rRNA. Lineage: Eukaryota; Metazoa; Arthropoda; Insecta; Diptera; Drosophilidae.